This is a messenger RNA of Aspergillus nidulans FGSC A4, 822 nucleotides long. Its product is annotated as SNAP receptor PEP12. Gene Ontology annotation, cellular component: membrane. Gene Ontology annotation, biological process: intracellular protein transport; vesicle-mediated transport. Lineage: Eukaryota; Fungi; Ascomycota; Eurotiomycetes; Eurotiales; Aspergillaceae. The record is from RefSeq and is a predicted model, not a curated record. The transcript is spliced from 2 exons. Gene Ontology annotation, molecular function: SNAP receptor activity. Bases 1 to 822 code for a protein of 273 amino acids.
AUGUCUUUCAAUCACUUGAGCUCUCUCGAGUCCCAGCCUACCACCUACCGUCGUUCGGAUGAUCCCCAGUACCAUGAUGAUCCCGAAUUCCAGCGGUUGACCGAGUCCCUAUCGAACCAGCUAUUCACACUCACUUCAAACAUCACCCGCUUGUCGGAUCAGAUUGCCCUCCUUGGGACAAAGCGCGACACUGAACGGGUGCGAGAAAGAGUUCAUAAUCUCCUUGAACAAACCCGUACCGGAUUCAGAGACGUUGGCGAGGGGAUCAAGAAGGUUCAGAACUGGGAAGACGUCAAUCCCUCACAAAAAUGGACACAGCAGAAAUUGUCAACAGAGUUCAAGGCCACCUUGGAGGAAUUCCAGACCAUCCAGCGACGGGCCUUGGAGAAGCAACGCGCUUCUGCAGUCGCGGCACGCACCGCUGUGGAGGAGGCCGGGCAUUCGACAGAGGAUGACGCUCAGCAGCAGCAGCAGCAGCAGCUCCUCGAAGUAGAACAGCCACGCCUAGCGAAUCAAGACGAAGUUGAUUUCCAGGAAGCUCUAAUCAUCGAGCGUGAAGCGGAGAUCCGCAACAUUGAACAAAGUGUUGGUGAAUUGAACGAGCUGUUCCGGGAUGUCGCCCACAUCGUUCAUGAGCAGGGAGAGCAACUAGACACUAUUAGCGGGAACGUCGAGAACGUUCAUGCUAACACUCAAGGCGCGAAUGUUGAGCUUCGCAGUGCUAGCCGGUACCAGAAGAACGCUCGGACUAAGGCUUGCUGUUUACUCAUAAUCCUUGCCGUCAUUUUGGCUAUUAUUAUCCUUGCGGCUGUUCUUGGAUAG